UUUCAGUAUGGAAAUUUUCUUGGCAUGAAAAAACUAGCUUCUUGUAUCUUACAAAAGAAGAACAAAUCGAGUAAAAAUAUGGAUUUCACUAAGAGCACCUUUAGAGUUUACGAGAUUGUUCAACCAUCCGAAACGUUGGUACAGAAAGAAAAAUAUGACCAGAUCAAGCUUCAACUUCCUGGGUUCAAGAAGGAAGAUAUAAGGAUCAAGUUUAGCAAUAACACUACCUUGGAAGUCAGUGGUGAAAGGCUCAUGGGAAAUAAGAAGUGGAGUAGUUUUAAAAAGGAUUACUUGACUCCGGAAAAUUGCCUCACUGAUGAAAUUCGAGCAAGUUUCGAUGAUGGGUUUCUUCGUAUUACAUUGCCAAAGAAAAUUGUUACUAGUGAUACUACUAGUGCUGAAAUUGUUGAUGAUGAUUCCCUGAAAGAAGAGGAGAAGAAUUUUUUUACUUUUGAAGUGAUUGCUGAUAGUAUCAGUGAAGUUGAAAAGAACAAAGAAAGUUCUACUAAUUCCACCAUCACUAAUAUGACUGACGAUGCAAAGUCGAUCACUGAUGAAACAGAGAAAGAUGCAGAACAUUUUCAAAAUCAAGGGAAGGAUUAUGUUGAUGGCGUCAAAGAGAUGAAGCAAGACGAGAUUGAAGAUGCAAUGAGUCAGAAUGAUUUUGCUGAGGAAUAUGCUAUUGCGAGUAAGAUACUUGAAACAGAUGAUAUGACUGAAUAUGCAGUAAGUCAAUAUGAGCUGGUUCUGAACAUGUGUGCGGCUGGUUUUGUCAUUCUGAUGCUUGUGUCUUGUGCAACAUGAAGCAAAAUUCAUAUGCAGCUUAGUUGGAUUAUUAU
Molecule: messenger RNA, 839 nt
Organism: Papaver somniferum (opium poppy)
Lineage: Eukaryota; Viridiplantae; Streptophyta; Magnoliopsida; Ranunculales; Papaveraceae
Product: inactive protein RESTRICTED TEV MOVEMENT 2-like
Exons: 2
Coding region: 25-804 (259 amino acids)
Source: RefSeq, a predicted model, not a curated record